Messenger RNA from Auxenochlorella protothecoides, 1596 nucleotides. RefSeq names its product Protein EXECUTER 1, chloroplastic. Gene Ontology annotation, cellular component: thylakoid membrane. The record is from RefSeq and is a predicted model, not a curated record. Lineage: Eukaryota; Viridiplantae; Chlorophyta; Trebouxiophyceae; Chlorellales; Chlorellaceae. The transcript has 5 exons. Gene Ontology annotation, biological process: response to singlet oxygen; singlet oxygen-mediated programmed cell death. The coding region runs from base 1 to 1596 and encodes 531 amino acids.
AUGCCGGGUGUGAGACUCAAGAACCCCACCGUGGGCAACCCGCCUGCAAGUCCUCCCCGAACCCGCACCUGCCGCCAUGCCCGCGUGGUCCGGGCGUGCCACGCCGCCCCCGACAGCGGUGGGAGGCACCGCGACCCGUUCCCACGCACGAGCAUCCCAGGCAGCACCCAUGCCCCGCCCCAGAAGGCGCGGGAGGUCGGCGCCGGAGUGGACAAUUCUGUCGACCAGGCCCCUGCCGCUGCGCAGGCUGCGCUGACGCCGGCCACUGCGUCGGAUCUGGAGGAGGACGCGGACUGGCAGGACUGGAAGGCAGUCAUGGCCCGCACGCACUCCCUGGCCGAGGCACACGAAGAGGCGUGCGCCGCGCUGGACAGCUCGGUGGCCCUGGACGCCUACGCGGCAGCCGCCGCGCUGCGCGACCGCCUGGCCGGCAUCCGCGCGCAGGACUGCCUGGGCGAGGCGCUGGCCGAGCUGGACCGCGCGGUGGCGGCGGAGCGGUACGCCGCCGCCGCCUCGCUGCGCGACAUGGCCUGGGCGGGCCUGCCCGGCUGGUGGUCGGGGCGCGGCGACCGCGGCGACGUGGCGGGGCACCUCAUCCGCGUCAGCCGGCGGUACGGGCACUAUGCCGCGCACGCCUUCUCGGGCCGCGACCUGGCCGCCGCGCUGGGCUGGGCCCCGGACGCGGUGUUUGAGUACGUGAGCCUGGGCGGCGGGGACGAGGAUGGUGGCGCGGGCGAGGCCGACCCGGGCGCGCAGGCUGUGCUGGAGAUGCACUUCCGCCGCGGGGCGGGCGGCGCACUGGAGGCGCAGGCCGUGGCGGUGCUGGGGCCCGCGGAGGCCGAGGAGGUGGAAAGCGCGGACGGCGACGAGCUGGCCGAGGUGGUGGUGGCGGUGCAGGGCGUGGAGGCCGAGGCCGCGCUGCGCACGACGGGGGCCAUGGAGCAGGUGCUCAAGGCGGUGGCCAAGCAGCUGGAGGGCGCCGUGGACGGCGUGGACGGCGAGGUUUGGUCCGCGCUGCAGUCGGCGCUGGCGGCGGUGGCGGCCAAGCGCGAGCGCGACGCGCGCGCGCUGCGCGCGCUGCGCUACAACAUCCCCGUCCACGCCGAGGUGGGUCCGGACCGCGUGAGCUUCCGGCGCAUCCGCGCGCCGCGCGGCGACGCGCUGGCCGGCGUCUACCUGGGCCAGUUCGGGCCGCAUGGGCCCGAGGUGGUGCAGCUGGCGCGCAGCCGCCGCGACGGCGACGAGUGGGUGCACGCCACCAAGAUCACGGGCGACCGCAACGUGCCGGCAGGGGAGCUCUCGUUCAAGGCGCGCGUGGGGCGGGAACACCGCCUGCCCACCGCCGUGGAGGGCUACCCGCCGGAGCUGGGGGUGACCGCACGCUACGCUGGCCGCGGCCGCGUCGCCGAGCCGGGGUUCAAGAACCCGCGGUGGGUGAAUGCCGAGCUGCUCCAGUUUGCGUCGGGCAACCCCAUGACCCGUGGCGCGGAGCUGGGCAUCGUCUUCAGCGUCUCCCGCACCCAGCGCUACCUCAUCCUCUUCAACCGCGUGGACCUGGAGUCCCUGGAGGAGGACGCUUCCUCCCUGGGGCCCUGA